Larimichthys crocea (large yellow croaker) is the source of this 4437-nucleotide messenger RNA. RefSeq names its product adenylate cyclase type 8. Lineage: Eukaryota; Metazoa; Chordata; Actinopteri; Sciaenidae. Gene Ontology annotation, molecular function: adenylate cyclase activity. The record is from RefSeq and is a predicted model, not a curated record. Bases 14 to 3565 code for a protein of 1183 amino acids. Gene Ontology annotation, biological process: cAMP biosynthetic process; adenylate cyclase-activating G protein-coupled receptor signaling pathway; intracellular signal transduction. The transcript is spliced from 20 exons. Gene Ontology annotation, cellular component: plasma membrane.
UAAGGUCAUCACCAUGGUGACCUUCGCUGAGACAACACAGGUCUCCCGUAUGGAGCUGCGUGAGCCGCCCUGCAUGACGGCGUCCCUUUCCCCAGGGCUGCGGCGAAAAAAGAUGCUGUGGCAGAAUGCUGUAAAACACAUCAUUACCCAGCAGGAGCUCAGCGCCAAGGUGGGUGUUGAGCCAGCAAGUAAAAUCUUUGUGACAGAUACCUACAUGGAGGAAAUCAACAGACAAAUACGCAACAAGGGCUUACGUGGAGUCCAGAAACGCCGCUCCUCAACGUUCAGAGUGCACCCUUCUCAGUCCCGUGGAUCUACCUGCACACAGGCCAGUGUCAGGGGUUCUUUUAAUGACUACGCCAGCGAUGCCGACUUCUUUGUGCACUGGGGCCACACAAUUCGUGGGGUCUACAUACCUACCCUGAGGCACACCUUCAAGUCUCGUGACCUGGAGAAACUCUACCAGCAACACUACUCCCACCAAAGACGCAACUCACUUGCCAUCACCAAUGUAAUCGAUGCAGUGGCCAAGCUACACGUAUUGGUUCUGUACCUGGCACUGGCCCCUGAGGCGGUCACAGACACUCUCCGUUGCUGCCUCACAGCCAUUUUCAUGGUGUUGGCUAUAGCACUGUGCACCUUGGUGUUAACCUGCAAAAACUCUAUGUCCCCACGGUGGCUUCAGUGCGCUGGCCUAGCCAGCUGGCUGUCGCAGACCACACAGGUGUUGGGAGGACUGGUGUAUGGGCUGGAAAAAGACCCAUCGUGGUAUGUUUUAUUCACGUUGUUUGCCACAUACACACUGCUGCCAUUACCGUUGCUGUGGGCCAUCUGCGCCGGCUCCAUCACCUCAGUACUGCACCUUCUGGUGGAGAUAGUACACCACUACAAUGAUGCCAUGCUUUUGAGAAAGGUGUUUGCCAAAGCCCUACUAUACCUGGGUAUGAACACAGCUGGUUUGUUCAUCCACUACCUGACAGAUCACACCCAGAGACAGGUUUUCCUGGAGACACGGCGCUGCAUUGCGGGUCGCCUCAAGCUAGAGCAAGAGAACCAAAGACAGGAGCGUCUGGUGCUGUCAAUCCUGCCUCGCUUUGUUUCUUUAGAGAUGAUCGCUGACAUGAGCUCUUUGGAAGAUGAACUCAGUCCUCAUGAGUUUCACAAGAUCUAUAUUCACCAGUACAAAGAUGUCAGCAUCCUUUUUGCAGACAUCAAGGGCUUCACUCUGUUGUCCAUGAACCUGUCAGCACAGGACCUGGUCAGAACCCUCAACGAACUCUUUGGACGCUUUGACCGACUGGCAGAAGAGCACCACUGCCUAAGGAUAAAGAUAUUGGGCGAUUGUUACUACUGUGUGUCAGGUGUCCCUGAGCCACAGCGCGCCCAUGCACGUCAUUGUGUUGAGAUGGGCCUGGCUAUGAUCAACACCAUACGGUAUGUGCGGAAGGAGCUGAACUUCAACAUGGAUAUGAGGAUCGGGAUCCACUCAGGCUCUGUCCUGUGUGGGGUGUUGGGUCUGCAGAAAUGGCAGUUUGAUGUCUGGUCCUGGGAUGUGGGUAUUGCCAACAUGUUGGAGGCUGGGGGCAUUCCAGGGCGCAUCCACAUCUCGAGGGCGACUCUGGACUGUCUACAGGGAACCUACAAAACAGAAGACGGUCACGGCCGUGACAGGAACGAGUUUCUGCUCAAACACAAUAUCGACACUUUCCUCAUCUGCCCUCAGGAGGGAAAUAACAAAUUUGAGCAUAUCGAGCCUCCCAAAGUCCUGAAAACGAAUCGAACCUGGACCCCAGAGACGCCCUUCGGGAACGCCAUUAACAUGAACAGUAUCCUGGCCUCUUUUACAAAUGGCUCACUGCCUAACAUUUGGCACUCUACCUCCAGAGAGAUCAACAAACGCAUCAAACAUGCUAUUGAGGUUCGAAGCAGUGAGCGUAUGCACAGGGAGCACAUCACUCCGCUGACCCUGGUGUUCAAAGACACACACAUUGAGGACAAGUUCUCCCAGAUGAGAGAUGAAAUGUUCACCUCCAACCUAGUGUGCUCCUUCAUCAUGCUCCUCUUCCUCAUGGCUGUCCAGAUACUCAUUCCUGCACCCAGGCUUCUCCCGGCCUUCCUGCAGUUCUCGGUCUUCCUGCUCGCCUACGUGCUGUUGCUGUUGUUGGCCCUGGCUGAAGAGUUCAAGUCGGCUCCUGCAUCUCUUCAGCAGUUCUGCUGCUGGAUCCAUGAAAACAACAGUGCGCGCAACCUCCUCACCCUCACCGCCAUCAUCAUCAACUUUGGUUUGGUCUCUAUUGACAUGGUAUGGUGCAUUCUCACAGACACAGGAGAUGCUGAUGUAAUGGACAAAAUCAACACAGCUUCGCGUCCACUCACUGUCUGUACUUACCCCGAGGUGUUUGUAUUGAGCGGCGUGAUCGCCAUGGUGACCUGUGCCGUCUUCCUGCGUCUAAACUCUCUGCUGAAGUUGGCGGUGUUGCUGCUGGCCGUGGCUGUCUACUCCUACCUCAUCCACCUGGCCUUCCUCACACUCACACGCCACGAUAUGAUGCACAGGUCUCACUACGUCAGGAGAAAAGGAAUUUCCAUCCUUCUCAUGCUCAUGUUUAUUGUUGCUGUCUUCUACAAUGGACGGCAGUGGGAGGCAACAGCCAGGUUGGACUUCCUGUGGCGUCUGCAGGCCCAGCAGGAAGUGGAGGACAUGAGGGAGUUGCGGGAACACAACGAGUGUCUAUUGCACAACAUCCUUCCUGUGCACGUGGCACGACAUUUUCUGGACCGGAGCAACAACGAUGAGGAGCUUUACUCCCAGUCCUACGAUGAGGUCGGUGUCAUGUUUGCCUCCAUCGCUGGCUUCAAUGAGUACUUUGAGGAGAAAGAGAUCAAACAUGAAGGAGUGGACUGCCUCCGACUUCUGAAUGAAAUCAUUGCUGGCUUUGAUGAGCUGUUGGAGGAGUCGUACUUCCACUAUGUGGAGAAGAUUAAGACGAUCGGGAGCUGCUACAUGGCUGCCUCUGGCUUAGCUCCAGAGGGACAGGUGUCUAUGAAUGAAUGGAAUCACCUGAGUGAGCUGGUAUUGUUUGCACUGGCAAUGCAAGAGACCUUGAAAGAGAUUAACAGGCAAACUGGCAAAAAUUUUAAGCUGCGUGUGGGCAUCGCCCAUGGGCCGGUGGUAGCAGGUGUGAUCGGUGCCACCAAGCCGCAGUAUGACAUCUGGGGGUCGACAGUAAACCUGGCCAGCCGCAUGGACAGCACAGGUGUGAGCGGACGCAUCCAGAUACCUGAGACCACACGCAGGGUCCUGGCAGAGUGGGGGUUUGUCUUGGAGCUACGUGGAGAAAUCUUUGUCAAGGGGGUGAGCGAGCGUCAGGGGAAAGUACGCACCUAUUUCAUCAGCACCAUGCGCACCAAGAGGGCCAACGCAGGAACAGAUGGCCAAUUCGAGGAGCGGAGAGGAGGACGCAUGACACUAGCAGGAGUGGUGUUUGGUCUCGUCCAGGCCAGAAACAAGGAAAAGAUGAGAGAGACCAAUGGGGGGUUCAGUCUGAGUCCCUGCAAACCUUAAUGCUGUUAAGGUCAGAUGACUGCAGGUAGAGGGGCACAAACAGCAGCCAUGUUUACCAUAACUCAGUUAGCUGCACAAAAGGAGAAGAGGCUGUAACGGGUAGUCAUCUAAUUAUUAAGUAUUAAAGGAUGUACUAUGUACUGAUGGGAAUUCAUUCAUGUGUAGCUAUCACACAGAAUGAUGUGUUACAAAACUGUCCUACUGUCCUCUUUUAGUCUGUAUCUUGAGAGCACUGCUUUCUGUUUUUUUUUUUAAUUGCCAUAAAUAAUCACACGUCUCUUUUUUUCUGGCUGGGAUAUUUCUCCAGCAAAUCCUCAGACCUCUAAGCCAAAACUGCAAAACAGCAGAAUACCUCAAAACAACCAGCUCAACCUCUCAUAGACUACCAAUGGCCUAUACAAUACGUAGUGGUGGUUUUUUUCUUCAUCUUGCAUCAUUCUUGCAGUUUGUGUCAUUACAUUUUUUUGUAUUUGUAAGUUGGUCAACAUAAUCCAGCAAACAGAAGUCUUUUUUAUUUAUGGAUCAACUGCUGCUUGGUUUCAUAUUGUACAUUAUUUUUCUGUAAAUACCUUUAUGUGUAGCUCUCGUGUGUCUGCUGUCAGUGAAUCUCUGAAAAAUCACACUUCAGCUUCACUUCAAUACUCUCAUUACUCUCACAUCUGUUACUUAACUGUGGUUAUAUUUGCAGCGUAACAGAGAAACUCAACAAAGGUGUCUGUUUUAUGUCAAAACCACCUCCCAUGUCGCUCCUCUUCUUGUAUACUGAAACCAAAUGACACAGAAGGUUGUUUUCAUGUAAUAAUCAUAUAAAGACACUAAAGUGUUUAUAUGAUAUUUAUAUUGUAGGCCUGAUACAUGUUGUUACUGUAAAU